Messenger RNA from Erinaceus europaeus (western European hedgehog), 3261 nucleotides. Its product is annotated as S-adenosyl-L-methionine-dependent tRNA 4-demethylwyosine synthase TYW1. Gene Ontology annotation, molecular function: 4 iron, 4 sulfur cluster binding; FMN binding; catalytic activity. NCBI's taxonomy places the organism in Eukaryota, Metazoa, Chordata, Mammalia, Eulipotyphla, Erinaceidae. Bases 138 to 2327 code for a protein of 729 amino acids. Gene Ontology annotation, biological process: wybutosine biosynthetic process. The record is from RefSeq and is a predicted model, not a curated record. The transcript is spliced from 16 exons.
CCAAUCCGGAUGGACCUGUGAGUAGCAUGGCUACCCCCAUCCUGCCUGGACUCUCCCUCCUAAUGCCGCUCUCUGUAUAUCGCUGGCAGUGCCCGAGUACCUGCUCCGUUGUUCGUAUGGCCUAGUCUCUUAGAAAAAUGGAUUCAGUGGCUACAUUGGACAUCUUCUCCCUUUUAACAUCAUUAUGGAUAAACAGGUUUUACAUAUAUUUGGCCCUUGCUGUUGGCAUUAGCCUUUGGAUUUGUUUCCACAUUGUCAUCAGGAAGCAGGACAAAAACUCACAGGAAAAAUGUGUUUCAAAAGAAACACAGAAUUUGAUGGCAAAUGGAUAUAUUUCUGAUCAAAAGAAGGUCUUUGUGUCUGGAGUGAAGAUUUUCUAUGGUUCUCAGACUGGUACAGCAAAGGGAUUUGCAAUGAAUCUUGCUGAAGAAAUUAUUUCCCUUGAUCUGCCUGUGAUAAUUAUUAAUUUGAAAGAAUAUGAUCCAGAUGACCAUUUGGUAGAAGAGGUAACUAGUAAAAAUGUUUGUGUCUUCCUGGUUGCUACAUACACUGAUGGUCGACCAACUGAGAGUGCAGAGUGGUUCUCCAAAUGGUUAGAAGAAGCAUCCAGUGAUUUUCGAUUUGGUAAAACUUACCUGAAGGGUAUGAGAUAUGCAGUGUUUGGCCUGGGGAAUUCUGCUUAUGUGAAUCACUUCAACAAGGUCGGCAAGAAUUUUGAUAAGUGGCUCUGGAUGCUCGGGGCUCAUCGAGUGGUGACGCAUGGGGAGGGCGACUGCAAUGUGGUUCAGAGCAAACAUGGCAGCAUUGAGGCUGACUUCACAGCUUGGAAGACCAAGUUCCUCUCCCAGCUACAGGCUCUUCAGAAAGGGGAGAAAAAAGCUUGUGGUGGCAACUGCAGAAAAGGCAAAUGCAGAUCUAAAUGGCAGAGCUCAGAGGAAAUGGAGCCAGAGUCUCCCCUUCAAGACAGAUUGCAUCACAGAGACACUGAGGAGGAGGAGCUCUUUGAGAGCACCAGUGAGGAAGAGUCUGGCCCUGAGGACCAUGAAAGUCUCAAUUCCAUUGUUGAUGUUGAAGACCUUGGUAAAAUUAUGAAUCAUAUGAAGAAAGAUAAGAAAGAAAAGGAGCAGCAGGAGGAGAAAACUAGCCUGUGGAGAGACUCCGUGAAGAAUGAAGACAGUGAACCACGGGCUAUGAUAACACCUGCACUUCGAGACGCCCUUACUAAACAAGGUUAUCAGUUGAUCGGGAGCCACUCUGGGGUGAAACUUUGCAGGUGGACAAAGUCGAUGCUCAGAGGGAGAGGAGGUUGCUAUAAACAUACAUUCUAUGGCAUUGAAAGCCAUCGAUGCAUGGAAACCACCCCAAGCUUGGCUUGUGCAAAUAAAUGUGUCUUCUGUUGGCGGCACCACACAAAUCCAGUGGGCACUGAGUGGCGGUGGAAGAUGGACCAUCCUGAAAUGAUCUUAAAGGAAGCCAUAGAAAACCAUCAGAACAUGAUCAAGCAAUUUAAAGGAGUACCAGGUGUCAAAGAAGAACGCUUCAAAGAAGGAAUGACAGUAAAGCACUGUGCAUUGUCCCUUGUAGGAGAGCCAAUAAUGUACCCUGAAAUCAAUCAGUUUUUGAAACUACUCCAUGAAUGUAAAAUCUCUAGUUUCCUGGUCACAAAUGCACAAUUCCCUGUGGAAAUCAGGAACCUCAAACCAGUUACUCAGCUUUAUGUCAGUGUGGAUGCGAGUACCAAAGAGAGUCUGAAGAAAAUUGACCGCCCACUCUUCAAGGAUUUCUGGCAGCGAUUCCUUGACAGUUUAAAAGCCCUAGUAGCAAAGCAACAACGUACUGUCUACAGAUUGACCCUCGUGAAAGCCUGGAAUGUGGAUGAACUGCAGGCCUAUGCUGAGCUGGUGUCUCUGGGGAGCCCUGACUUCAUUGAAGUAAAGGGUGUUACCUACUGUGGAGAGAGCUCAGCAAGCAGUCUUACCAUGGCAAAUGUGCCCUGGCAUGAGGAGGUGGUACGCUUUGUGCGUGAGUUGGUUGAUUUGAUUUCCGGCUAUGAAAUUGCCUGUGAACAUGAACAUUCUAAUUGCCUCCUGAUAGCUCACAAAAAGUUUAAGAUUGACGGAGAAUGGUGGACAUGGAUCGAUUAUGAUCGCUUCCAGGAUCUCAUCCAAGAAUAUGAACACAGUGGUGGGUCGAAAACUUUCAGCACAAAGGAUUAUAUGGCCAAAACUCCUCACUGGGCAUUAUUCGGUGCCAGUGAAAGAGGCUUUGAUCCCAAGGACAUAAGACAUCAGAGAAAAAUCAAAUCAAAAAGUCUUUCUGGAUGCUGAGAUCGUCUGGUUUUAGGGGACUGAAGGACAAAAACCAAUGGCCCCUAAAAGUUCUUAAACUCCACUGUGAGUUUUCCAAGGACAGAUUUCACAAAUUUUAUUUCAUAUGAUGCAAAGAAGACAUAGAUGGAACAUGGGAUGCAAGCCAUCUUCCUGGGUUGAGGAGAAGGAAACCACAUUUUUGAGUGCCUGGCAUUUAGCUCAGCACUUUCAGAACUUUAGUUACUUUCCUAACUUUACUUCUGAGAGGAAAAUCUUUGGUAGGUAGGGGGCAGGGUAAUCACACAGUGAUCAUUAAAUUUUAAUUAACAGUUUUGAGUAAUAAUUACUGUGAAUGAUAUUCAUGAGACUGUUGUAGCAAGUAAAUAUCAGUUAUAUUUGUUCUUCUUCCCCUUGUGGGCUAUUGGCUUGGAAUGGUGGUGGUUGUGUUACCUUGAGGUAAGUAUAUAUGGUGCCCCCUCAGAGCACCCCCUCAGAAAAAGACCUACAUUUUCUUAUAAAAUCCUGAAAUUAGAUUGUUGAAAUUCUCAAUUAUUUUUUAAAUGCACAGAUUACUGUAAAUUUUUGACUUAGUAACAACUCUUUAUAAAGUUGAAUUGGAUCAAAAAGUGUACUAGAGCUUAUUCUGCCAAAUAGAAGGUGAUAUGCUGACAGGAUUAAAGUAAGAACUUCCUUCUUUAGGAGGAAUUGUAUACUGUCACUGAAUAGUCUCACAAACUUUGAAACAGUAAGGCCCUUGAUGUCAGGUUGAUGUUGAAGCCUCUCAUCACUGCACUUAGAGCAGGCUGUCAUCUUUUUUUCACAUUUGUAGCCAGGGCUGCUUUAUAUAAUCUGUUCCUAAAGGUCCAAGUUUUUAAUGUAUUCAUUAUUUCAAAAAGUCUUUUAUCUUAAGAUUUUAUUAAUUAAAAAAAAAACUUUUGUAAAAUACACACAA